This is a messenger RNA of Leptopilina heterotoma, 1327 nucleotides long. Its product is annotated as N(4)-(Beta-N-acetylglucosaminyl)-L-asparaginase-like. Gene Ontology annotation, molecular function: N4-(beta-N-acetylglucosaminyl)-L-asparaginase activity. The coding region runs from base 156 to 1244 and encodes 362 amino acids. Gene Ontology annotation, cellular component: lysosome. The record is from RefSeq and is a predicted model, not a curated record. NCBI's taxonomy places the organism in Eukaryota, Metazoa, Arthropoda, Insecta, Hymenoptera, Figitidae. Gene Ontology annotation, biological process: protein deglycosylation. The transcript has 6 exons.
UUUUUCGAAGCAGGUUCUCGUGUUUAUCAGACAACUUCAAGUCGUAAGAGGCAUAUAUUUAUAAGCAGGGUGCAUUGGCGAGAAAGGGUUAUUUUUCCGAAGUCGCUGGUUGAGGAGGACGUAAUCAUUAAUUUCGACAGUGACUGCUUUCGAAAAUGAUGUUUUUAAUUCGAAAAAUACUUCUUCUCGAAAUAAUACUUAUCAUUUCUUGUGCGUUGGCUGAAUAUAAAAAUCCUCUUGUUGUUAUUACUUGGGAUUAUUUCGAGGCUACUGAAAAAGCUUGGCAGACAAUAUUUAGGGAAAAAAGAAGUUCUUUGGACACAAUUGAGGAAAGUUGCACUUUAUGUGAAAGUCUUCAAUGUCGAACGACUGUUGGGUUUGGAGGCAGUCCUGAUGAAAAUGGUGAAACUACGUUGGAUGCUCUUAUCAUGGAUGGAGUAAAAAUGGACGUUGGUGGUGUGGGUUUACUCAGAAAUGUCAAGAAUGCAAUUUCGGUGGCACGAAAAGUUUUGGAAAAUACAGAACACUCACUUCUUGGUGGCGAACUCGCUCAAAAUUUUGCCGUUGAAAUGGGUUUUAAAAAUGAAUCUUUAGAAACGACGAAGUCCUUAAAUGUCUGGCAAAAGUGGAGAAAAAAUAACUGCCAGCCAAAUUUUUGGAAGAAUGUAAAGCCUAAUCCUUCAAAGUCCUGUGGACCGUACACGCCAAUAAAGGAAGAUUUUCUAAGGGAGAAGACGGAAAAUUUACCUGUUUGGAGUCAGGAAAAUCAUGACACAAUUGGAGUUAUUGCAAUGGACACUAAAGGACACAUAGCGGCAGGAACUUCCACGAAUGGGGCAAAAUACAAAAUUCCAGGCCGAAUUGGUGAUUCACCGAUCGCCGGAGCCGGUGCUUAUGCAGACACAAAUGUCGGUGCCGCCGCUGCAACUGGUGCUGGUGACAUUAUGAUGCGCUUUUUACCCAGUUUCCUUGCGGUGGAAGAAAUGAGAAGGGGAGCAACACCGAAGGAAGCAGCAACGACUGCAGUUCAAAGAAUAGCUGAAUAUUAUCCUAAAUUUUCCGGUGCAGUUAUUGCUUUAGACAAGAAUGGCAAUUACGGAGCUGCAUGCAAUGGACUUGACAGUGAAGAAUUUUCAAAUGGUUUUCCAUAUUACGUUGUUAAUACAAAAUUAGGAAAACCAACAUUAAAAUACGAAUCGUGUAUUGAUAGUAGUUUCUCUCCACUUGUCAAUCAAAUUUUAUAGUAUUUUUCCUAAUUUUACACAAAUAAUUACAUAUUUUUUGUAAAGUUUUGAUAUAAUUAUAUUUAUUAUAUAAUUGUCAUGUU